CCAUUUCCCUUCCACACAUUCCUACGUUGCCUUAUCUCUGAGCUGUGCUGUCUUUGUUUCCCUACGAACACAAACUAUCCCAAUGCAAUAUCGAACUUCUUCCCUCCCACCCGAUCAUACACCGUCCUUGUCCAUACCCACCAUCCUCGUUGCAGCUGAUCUUCAGUUCCAUCCUUCGACGCUCGACCUCCAAUGGCUAACAAGUUAGCCAUUACUGUAACAUCCCCUCCUUUUCACACGGCCACAUUUAAAAGGCCCUUGAUUCCUGUUUCUUCAUCGUUGUUUUCGUUAUCUUCUUCUACAAGGGUUCGGUCGGUUCACUUCAAUGGAAGGCACGCAUGCUUUCGGCGCCGGGUUUUGGUGCUUAACACCAGGGCCACUGCCGACAAACAAGACCAGGUUGAAGACAGCGAGGUUGUCGACGGUAAAAUUCUGCCAUAUUGUAGCAUAGACCAAAAAGGGAAAAAGUCAAUUGGCGAACUUGAACAAGAGUUUCUUCAAGCUCUGCAAGCAUUCUAUUAUGAGGGAAAAGCUAUCAUGUCAAAUGAGGAAUUUGAUAAUCUCAAGGAAGAGUUAAUGUGGGAAGGAAGCAGCGUUGUUAUGCUAAGUUCGGAUGAACAGAAAUUUCUUGAAGCUUCAAUGGCUUAUGUUGCUGGGAAACCAAUUCUGACCGAUGAAGAGUAUGAUCAAUUAAAGUUGCGGCUAAAGAUUCAAGGGAGUGAUAUUGUUGUCGAGGGUCCACGAUGCAGUCUCCGAAGUAGAAAGGUUUACAGUGACCUGUCCGUUGACUAUUUGAAGAUGCUUCUGUUAAACGUUCCGGCAACCGUUGUUGCAUUAGGAUUGUUUUUCUUCCUUGACGACCUUACUGGGUUUGAGAUUACAUAUCUACUGGAGCUCCCCGAGCCAUUCAGUUUCAUAUUCACGUGGUUUGCUGCUGUGCCCCUCUUAGUUUGGCUUGCUCUCUCACUCACAAAUGUGAUUGUGAAAGAUUUCUUGAUCUUAAAGGGUCCAUGUCCUAAUUGUGGUACUGAGAAUGGCUCCUUCUUUGGCACCAUACUAUCAAUUUCCAGUGGCGGUACUACCAACACUCUCAAAUGCUCAAAUUGUGAAACUGCGUUGGUAUAUGACUCAAAGACACGCUUGAUUACGUUGCCAGAAGGAAGUAAUGCUUGAUUGGAGGCACGCACGCACGCACCCUGUCAAAGGUGUUACGCAUGUAUUAUAGAGUAGAUUCUUCUUCCCUUUUUAUUUAUUUUCUUCAUUGUGCAUGCAAUUAUGACAUGUCGAAAGCCACUCCCUGCAGGAUCAGUCCAGUUUAUGCGAUCCGAUAGUUACUGACCUAUGAAGUUUGGAGAUGAAGGGUUUCACGUUAUGUAUAUAUACCCAUGGUCAUCUUUGUGUAGAGCAAAAAAAAAAAAGAAAAAAAAAGAGCUGUUAAAUGGGUGCUUAUAAAUUCAUUUGUAGAGUAUACAUGCUUGUGAUGUAGUCCUUAUAAAUCAGUGGAAGAGAAUUUGCGUAAUUUUAAAGGAACA
Molecule: messenger RNA, 1532 nt
Organism: Juglans regia (Persian walnut)
Lineage: Eukaryota; Viridiplantae; Streptophyta; Magnoliopsida; Fagales; Juglandaceae
Product: PGR5-like protein 1A, chloroplastic
Exons: 10
Coding region: 193-1173 (326 amino acids)
Biological process (GO): photosynthetic electron transport in photosystem I
Cellular component (GO): chloroplast thylakoid membrane
Molecular function (GO): oxidoreductase activity, acting on iron-sulfur proteins as donors
Source: RefSeq, a predicted model, not a curated record